Messenger RNA from Osmia lignaria (orchard mason bee), 4599 nucleotides. It is a transcript of the gene nAChRbeta1, whose product is annotated as nicotinic acetylcholine receptor beta1. Gene Ontology annotation, molecular function: acetylcholine-gated monoatomic cation-selective channel activity; transmembrane signaling receptor activity. Gene Ontology annotation, biological process: monoatomic ion transmembrane transport. Gene Ontology annotation, cellular component: postsynaptic membrane. The record is from RefSeq and is a predicted model, not a curated record. Lineage: Eukaryota; Metazoa; Arthropoda; Insecta; Hymenoptera; Megachilidae.
CGAUAAAGUAGAUCAACAGAUCCACCUAGAAACGAAGCAGACUGCGCAUCUGUGGAAGGCAUAGUUCGUGAGCAACCCUGCCCAGACCAUCCCCUAAAACGGUGUUCCUCGUGUCGCACCCUAAUCAUCAAGUUCGAGCAUCACCCAUUGCUUCGACCGAACACGAACAUCUCGUAAACGAUUAGAAGAAAGAUUGCACGAAUAAGGGACAUACUUUGUGAAGAAUAAAUAAGGUCGAGUGAAAGGGUUGUUAAUUAAUAAGACGAUCAUGGAACAGGGUGUGUAUCGAUGGAUCGGGCGGCAAGAAAGGAAAUGCAUUUACUGGCGAGCGUCUGCGUGCUCAUAUUGAUCUGUGGCGGUGGCUGUGGAGUGUCUACGGGUGGGACACCUGAAGAAACCUGUCAAAAAUGCAUCUUUGUUUGCGACUCACGCGUUACAUCCUAAUCUCCGCGGUAUUUUGUAUCGGUCUCUGUUCCGAGGAUGAGGAGAGGUUGGUGCGAGAUCUGUUCAGAGGGUACAAUAAACUCAUCAGACCUGUGCAGAAUAUGACGGAGAAGGUGCACGUGAAUUUUGGACUCGCUUUUGUCCAGCUAAUCAACGUGAAUGAAAAGAAUCAGAUUAUGAAGUCGAACGUGUGGCUGAGAUUCACCUGGACGGAUUAUCAAUUGCAAUGGGACGAAGCAGACUAUGGAGGAAUAGGAGUCCUUAGGUUACCACCGGAUAAAGUAUGGAAACCGGAUAUAGUACUGUUUAACAACGCUGACGGCAAUUACGAGGUACGGUACAAGAGCAACGUCCUGAUCUAUCCACACGGCGAAGUGCUUUGGGUGCCUCCAGCAAUCUACCAGAGUUCCUGUACCAUCGACGUGACGUACUUCCCCUUCGACCAACAGACCUGCAUCAUGAAGUUCGGAUCGUGGACAUUCAACGGGGACCAAGUAUCUCUGGCUCUGUACAACAACAAGAAUUUCGUCGACCUGUCAGAUUAUUGGAAAAGUGGCACCUGGGACAUCAUUAACGUCCCGGCAUACUUGAACAUCUACAAAGGUGAAUUCCCAACGGAAACUGACAUCACCUUCUACAUCAUCAUCAGACGCAAGACACUGUUCUACACGGUGAAUCUGAUCCUUCCCACGGUUCUAAUCUCGUUCCUCUGCGUGCUGGUCUUUUAUCUUCCCGCGGAGGCUGGCGAGAAAGUGACCCUUGGUAUCAGCAUUCUUCUGUCGCUGGUUGUCUUCCUGUUGCUCGUCAGCAAGAUUUUACCACCCACAUCUCUGGUACUUCCGUUGAUCGCUAAGUAUCUCCUGUUCACCUUCAUCAUGAACACUGUCAGCAUCCUGGUGACCGUGAUCAUCAUCAACUGGAACUUCCGUGGUCCUAGAACACACAGAAUGCCACAAUUGAUUAGAAAGAUAUUCCUCAAGUGUCUGCCGACUAUACUGCUGAUGAGAAGACCGAAGAAGACCCGUCUCAGGUGGAUGAUGGAAAUUCCAAACGUCACAUUGCCGACUUCUACAUAUUCUGGCAGCCCCACAGAGCUACCUAAACAUCUGCCAACAUCGUUGACCAAGCCGAAGAUGGAGAUGAUGGAAUUGUCCGAUCUUCAUCAUCCGAAUUGUAACAUCAGUAGAAAGGUUCAUCAUACCACCAGUGGGUCUAGUGCAGCUGGUGGUGAAGGUUUGACUGACAGAAGAGGAUCUGAGAGCUCGGACUCUGUACUACUUAGCCCUGAGGCUAGCAAGGCUACCGAGGCUGUUGAAUUCAUUGCUGAACAUUUGAGAAACGAGGAUUUGUACAUACAGACAAGAGAGGAUUGGAAAUACGUAGCGAUGGUAAUCGAUCGACUGCAGCUUUACAUUUUCUUCAUCGUGACAACUGCGGGUACCAUCGGGAUCCUGAUGGACGCGCCUCAUAUUUUCGAGUACGUGGACCAGGAUCGUAUAAUAGAGAUCUAUCGUGGCAAAUAAUUCCAUCACAAUCGUCGCCAUAAUUUACGUUCGAUUUAAUUCUAUCAUUUUUAUAACAAUCAAACGCUUAACGCAACAUCAAUUUAAAAACAUUGAAUUUCUUAAACGUUACUUCACAUUAAGAAUUAUUCAUUUGUGGACAAUCGUUUAUUCAAAAACUUCCAGAAAACAUUUAAAUAAGUCUUUUAUGAUAGCUUAAUAUUAUUCAUUCGUUUCUUCCAAUUAAAAUAAUAUUUCCUUUCAUUUUCUUUUACCAAACAGAGAAGAGCCAUGAAUUAAUCAUGAAAGUCAAAAAAACGCUCAGAAUUCCAUCGAUAUUUUAUAAGAACCAAUCUUUCUAUCGAUGAAAGAUUAUCAACGAUAAAAAAAUAGACAAAUCGUGUUCACGAAUUUGCCAAGGAACGAAGUUCAAUGCGUCAGAGCGUAUUAAUUAGACUAAUUAAAUUGAACGUUAGAACAUUAUUAAUUUAUUAAAUUCCAAUUUCUACUAUAUUAUAUUAUAUCACGUAAUGUUCAGUAAUUUUUGAGAAAAAAAAAUGUUGUCGACGAAAAGCGACAGGCAUGGGUUCCCAAAUAUUUUAAUUAUUGUUAGAAUUAAUCAUUGAUUGUCUUCCUUGGAAAUCUUCAUCACGAGCAUGCUGAAGUGAGUGCGGAUUAAAGUCAACGUUAAAAAUGAUUUAACGUUUCAUUGAUAUUGGUCAUUCUUAGAUUGAGCAAUCGUUUAAUCGGGAUUAAGGAUAAACAUAGAGCGUUAGACAUCAAAUGAUUUUGAUAUCAAUACCGUUGCCGUUCUAUUAUAACCUGGCAGGACUCGUGUAUGAUAACUUAUCGCGAUGCAACAUCGAAGGGUCGUGAUUGGAUUUUUCUACCCCAUCUCGAUCAUCUAUCCUCGGUUAGUUUGGGAAAAAUUAGAACAAUUUAAUUCUAAUUAAUUUAACCAUAUUUAACGCUAUCCGACUCGAUUGUCUUCUAAGCACAAACCUAAUUAAAUUCAAUUACAGCUAAAAAUUUAUAAAUCAAUUUAAGAAAGACUUGCAUACGUUUUUCAUUUGUAAAUUGAAAAUUGGAUAAAAUAUUUUUGGUCAUCUAAUUUUUUCCAAAUUUCUCGGUUCCUCAAACUUGAAGAGGAAUUCCAAACAGAAUCGUGAAACCUGCUAACGACACUGCAGAAGCGCACAUUAGAAGCACAAUGUCACGGCCCUGCGUACUUAAUCGUUAUACAUUAUAUAGGAAAAAAAAAGAUAAGGAACUGUGUAUCGUGCGUCUUACACACACACACACACAUACACGAACAUACACACAUAUACACACACACAAAGUAAAUAUGAUAUUCACGCAACAUGUAUAUUGUACAGAUGAUUGUUGAAACGGUCAUGUUUUCUCUAAUAGAAAGUUUGCUCCAUUUGCGAAGAAUAUUUAAUGGUUGUCGAAAAAAAAAAAAUAAUAAUAAUAAUAACGAACGUUGAUUUUUCUCAUGAGUAUUGCCUACAGUUGUGCCUCGCGAUAUCAGCCCGAUUGUUACAUGUGAUGUUAAUGUAUGUUAUAACACGUAUACGAGCCACGAUUUUAUUUCGCGAAACUGCAAAAGCGCAGCAAACACUCAAAAGUCACGCUCAACAUCGAUUUUCUUUUCUGAAAUUGAUAUCUCAUUUUAUAUCUAUACAUUGCAUUGCACUAGAAGAGAUACUUUAAUCAUUUGCGAUUAUGUUGAUUAGACAAUUAAUUAGCAAUUUGUAUAAAAAUUUUAAAGACUAUGAAUGGUAACUUUGCUUUUGAAAUUAUUAUAAUUAAAAAUAAUUUCAAUUACUUAAUUAAAAAUAAUUUGAAUCAGUAGAAUACACUUGUGAUACAAAAUCGCAAAUGAUUAAAAUAAUAAUUGCAUGUCAUUUUGAUAAUUUUAUACUUAACGAUGAAGAUGUAAAAACCUGAAUUUCAAACACUCUGAAUCUCUACUAAUGUACGAAACGUGUUUGACGGAAAGGUUCAGGUGAAACACAAAGCACGAACUAUAUAAAAAAUGAACUAAAAAAGAAACGAAAAAUUCAUCGUUAAACGCGAUUUGUUGUCCUCGAUGCUUGUAUGGAAAAUUGAUGUGCAUGAGUAUCGCUCGUGGGUUCGAAUUAAGACAGAGUGACACGUGUCUUCCUUGAACGAGAUACAAUAACUAGAAUUUAGUCCCCGAGAAUGAUGUAAUUAGAUGAUGCUUAUUAAUUUCUAUACAUUUUACUUCCAUAUAUUUUAUAGCGUUGUUCACUCGUGAAUGUGAGAAGGGAAUGCCUGUGUAUGAGAAUCACAAUGAGACGAUUUUAAAAUGCCAUUUUAUGCGCCACGUGCAAUUGAGGAUGUCAGUUCGAUAAUUAUCAUUUUUUCUUUUAAUUAACACGUUGACUACCAUAAGUGGGUGACACUUGAAUUUCCAUAGGUAAUCCAUCGCCUAUAUUAUUAAAAUCCUUUGACUCAUCAAAUUAGAGAUAAUCAUAUUAGAUAAUUGAAAAUAAAAUAGAUAAAAAUAUUAAUUAAUACAAUUUUCAUUAGCUUCAGAGUGGCAGUGAACGUGUUAAAGAACGUUUGCUCAAAUUCUCCAUAUUGCAGGGUAUUUUGAAAAAAAAAAAAAAAUGAAUCAAAAUUUCUU